Mesitornis unicolor (brown roatelo) is the source of this 2102-nucleotide messenger RNA. It is a transcript of the gene HSPA4, whose product is annotated as heat shock 70kDa protein 4. NCBI's taxonomy places the organism in Eukaryota, Metazoa, Chordata, Aves, Mesitornithiformes, Mesitornithidae. Gene Ontology annotation, cellular component: nucleus; cytosol. Gene Ontology annotation, biological process: protein folding. The record is from RefSeq and is a predicted model, not a curated record. The annotation marks the transcript as partial. The transcript is spliced from 14 exons. Gene Ontology annotation, molecular function: ATP-dependent protein folding chaperone; ATP binding.
GAAUUACAAAACUGAAUGUUCUAACCAUGCUCUUUGACUCUUCUUUCUUUGUAGUUGCCCUUGCAUAUGGAAUCUAUAAGCAAGACCUGCCUGCCUUGGAAGAGAAGCCACGGAACGUUGUUUUUGUGGAUAUGGGGCAUUCUGCGUAUCAAGUGUCUGUUUGUGCAUUCAACAAAGGAAAACUGAAAGUUCUUGCUACAUCAUUUGAUACAACACUUGGAGGCAGGAAGUUCGAUGAGGUGCUAGUUGAAUACUUUUGUGAAGAGUUUGGAAAGAAAUAUAAACUAGACAUAAAGUCAAAGAUCCGUGCGUUGUUGAGGCUAUACCAGGAAUGUGAAAAACUGAAAAAACUGAUGAGCGCCAACGCGUCUGAUCUCCCAAUGAACAUAGAGUGCUUCAUGAAUGACAUCGAUGUGUCUGGAACGAUGAACAGAAGCAAAUUUUUAGAGAUGUGUGAUGGGCUCCUUGCAAGAGUGGAACCACCCCUUCGCAGCGUGCUGGAGCAAGCCAAGUUAAAGAAGGAGGAUAUUUAUGCAGUAGAGAUAGUUGGUGGUACCACGAGAAUCCCUGCUGUGAAAGAGAAGAUCAGUAAAUUUUUUGGCAAAGAAGUCAGUACAACUUUGAAUGCAGAUGAGGCUGUCGCACGAGGUUGUGCGCUGCAGUGUGCUAUUUUAUCCCCGGCUUUCAAAGUGAGAGAAUUUUCUAUCACAGAUUUGAUACCGUAUCCCAUUUCUUUACGAUGGAACUCACCAGCAGAGGAAGGGUUAAGUGACUGUGAGGUCUUUCCCAAGAACCACGCUGCUCCCUUUUCCAAGGUCCUCACAUUCUACAGAAAGGAGCCUUUUACUCUUGAGGCGUACUACAGUUCUCCCAAGGAGCUGCCUUACCCAGAUCCUGCUAUAGCUCACUUCUUGGUUCAGAAGGUCACUCCGCAAACAGAUGGAUCCAGUUCAAAAGUGAAGGUCAAAGUUAGAGUAAAUAUCCAUGGGAUCUUCAGUGUUUCAAGUGCAUCUUUAGUGGAGGUUCAGAAAUCUGAUGAGAGUGAAGAGCCUAUGGAAACAGAUCAGCAUGCGAAAGAGGAAGAGAAGAUGCAAGUAGACCAGGAAGAGCAACAGAAGACUGAAGAACAACAGCAAACCCAACCUGAAAAUAAGGCGGAGUCUGAAGAAAUGGAGACUUCUCAGGCUGACUCAAAGGACAAGAAAGUGGAUCAGCCGCCUCAGGCCAAGAAGGCCAAAGUAAAGACAACUACAGUGGACCUGCCCAUUGAGAAUCAGUUGGUGUGGCAAAUAGGGAAGGACAUGCUGAACUUAUUCAUCGAGAAUGAGGGUAAAAUGAUAAUGCAGGACAAGCUAGAGAAAGAGAGGAAUGACGCCAAGAACGCAGUGGAAGAAUAUGUGUAUGAUAUGAGAGACAAGCUCUGCGGUGUUUAUGAGAAAUUCGUUAGUGAAGAUGAUCGAAAUAGUUUCACGCUGAAGCUGGAAGACACAGAAAACUGGCUUUAUGAAGAUGGGGAAGACCAGCCCAAACAAAUUUACAUCGAUAAAUUGACAGAACUGAAGGCUCUGGGUCAGCCCAUUCAGGCAAGGUAUCAAGAAUCGGAGGAAAGGCCAAAAGCAUUUGAGGACUUAGGGAAGCAAAUUCAACAGUACAUGAAAACAGUGCACGCAUUCAAAGCAAAGGACGAGCAGUAUGACCAUCUGGAUGAAGCGGAUGUAGCAAAAGUGGAGAAGAGUGCAAAUGAAGCUAUGGAGUGGAUGAACAACAAACUUAACCUUCAGAACAAGAGAAGUCUUACUUUGGACCCAGUUAUAAAAGCUAAAGACAUACAAGCCAAAACUAAAGAAUUGACAAGUAUUUGUAAUCCUAUAGUCACAAAACCAAAACCCAAGGUUGAGCUCCCCAAGGAGGAGCAGAAGGCAGCUGAACCCAACGGACCAGUGCAAGGCCAGGGCGAGGGUUGCGGUGGGGCCCAGGCACCUGAACCGGGCACUGCUGCCCCUGCCCCUGCGGCCACCGAGAAGAAGCUUCCAGAAAUGGACAUUGACUGAAUCCCAGCACUUGUUUAUAUGAUUGCAAACUCCAAUAAAGCUUUAAGUUGU